Molecule: messenger RNA, 940 nt
Organism: Drosophila biarmipes
Lineage: Eukaryota; Metazoa; Arthropoda; Insecta; Diptera; Drosophilidae
Exons: 1
Coding region: 72-848 (258 amino acids)
Source: RefSeq, a predicted model, not a curated record
CCGAGCUCUCACCUUUGACACUUGACACAAGCCCGGGAAACGAGCGAAACAAUCGGAGAACACCCACCUCGAUGAGUGAUCAGCCAGCGGAUGGCGUCGGCCGCCUCCGUCUCCAGGCGCGUCUGUGGAUCUACGGCACCGCCCUGGCGUUCAUUCUCCUGGCCAUCCUGCUGCUCAUGGUGCCGGGCCUGCUGCGUGGCUAUCCCCUGGUUCCGAACGAUGAGGCCACCUAUAGCUUCUUCGGCGUCGGACUGUUCACCCUGUGCGUCUACGUCAACGUGAUGUGGCUGCGCCGGAAGUUCCCCCUCAACUGGAUCAUCAGCUGCUCCAUUGCAGCCUGCCUGGCCCUGGGGACGGUCUCGGUUCUCUCGGAUCAGUUGACUGUGCACGUUCUGCUGCUGAGCGUGGAGAUCCUGGUCGUGAUGUCGCUGCUGCUCCUGGUCGGCUCAUUGAGGCUGCCCAACUGCCCCACAAUUGUGUAUCUAUUUUUCAUCUGGGGCAUAUUCGCCACGUUCUCCAGCAUCCUGAUGACCGUAGUGACUUUCCAAAUGCGGGAUGGCCUACUCGUCUACGAAGUAGCCAUUCACUUUGUGCUCUGGCAAAUCGUGUGUCCGCUGAUUGUGUUCCAGGCGCAGGUGAUCUCCGGACAUUGGGAGAACCUACCCCCCAUCCUGGACAAGCCACUCUGCUCCACAAUGCUGCUGUUCACCUUCCUCGCCUGCUACGCCUUCCUGGACUCCGCCGAUGACAUUGGAUUCGAGGUCUUCUACGUCGGCCAAAGCUCAAACCAAGAGUUUUUGGCCAGAGCCAUUAAGAGCGAGUUUGAAAUGCUGAUGGACUCAAAAUAGGGAUUUUCAAAUCGGAGAGCUCUGCAAAGGCCUGCCUUAUAUCAGUGUGUAAAAUGUAUAAAUAGUAAAAGGUUUGGAACAUUUUUGGAAUA